UAGAAGAAGAGGUUUUCUCGCGAUUUAAUGUUUCAACAUGGCUGCCUCCUCGAGCAGUGCUGCCACUGUUAGUCAGAGUGAUCAUUCCCCAUUAGCCGAAGAACCAGAGGCAGAAACAGAGUUUUGUCCCGGAUUCAAGGAUGUCGAUGCAUUUGUCAAGCAUGGCCUGGGAGCGGUGGUGUCCUCCACGAAGGCGUCCGCAGCUCUCCCCGCAGCCGGAGAUGAGUUUGACCUGUACCGCAGCUUCCCCGCCUUCCAGCACUUCUGCGCCUCACAGGGGGACCGACUCUUACACUGUAUGAGCAAGAUCAUGCAGCAUCAUGGCUGUAGAUCUCACAUGAGAGACAGGAACAAACUGACCGGACAGGAGGACAGGUUUGACCUGGUGGUGGACUCAAAUGAUGCCAUCCUUGAGAAAGUGGGUAUUCUCCUGGACGAGGCCUCUGGUGUGAGUCGCUCGCAGCAGCCGGUGAUGCCCACUGGAUAUCAGCCGCCCAAGAUCGUCGUGUCCAGCUGGAAUCGCAAGGGAGGAGAGCGCAGCACCGAGACCUUUCGCCUUCUACAUGCUAAGAACAUCCAGCGGCCACAACUCAAGUUCAAGGACAAAGUGGAUAACAGCAACACUCCUUUUGUCUCUAAGAUCUUCAUCAAACCCAAUGCAGAGAAACCUCUUCCAUCAUAUUUUGCCGACAAACACAUCCGCAAGGAGAGACCGGAGGAUUUAGAUGUUCCUGCUGCACUGGCGGACUUUAUCCAUCAGCAGAGAACAAAAGAGCACGUGGACGACAUGUUUUCUCACCCCUAUCAGUAUGAAUUGGACCAUCUGGUCAUGCCAGAGAGUCUGAAGUGUAAACCUGAUGCCCAGAUGUAUACACCUAUUGCUGAGUCCGCUUGUCAGUUCAUCAAUACUUUAGAUGAUCUUGUUGCUAUGAAUGAGAAGUUGGCCAAGAUGACGGAGUUCGCUGUGGACCUGGAGCAUCAUUCCUACAGAAGCUUUUUGGGAAUCACGUGUUUGAUGCAGAUAUCAACGCGGGAGGAGGACUUCAUCAUAGACACGCUGGAACUGCGCAGUGAAAUGUACAUCUUAAACGAGACUUUCACCGACCCCACCAUUGUGAAGGUGUUUCACGGUGCUGACUCUGACAUUGAGUGGCUACAGAAGGACUUCAGUCUCUAUGUGGUCAACAUGUUUGACACCCAUCACGCUGCACGCUGCCUAAACCUCGGCCGAAACUCCCUUGACCAUCUCCUGAAAGUCUACUGCAACGUGACCUCUGAUAAACGCUACCAGCUGGCAGACUGGAGGAUACGACCGUUGCCAGAUGAGAUGUUGAAGUACGCUCAGGCUGACACACACUACCUGCUGUACGUGUACGAUCGAGUCCGAGCUGACCUGUAUGAUAUGGGCAACGGGCAGCCUGCCCUCAUUCAGCAGGUCUGGGCUAAAAGCAGAGACCUCUCGCUCAAGAAAUACGUGAAGCCUAUUUUUACGGAGGACUCGUACAUGGAGCUGUACCGCAAGCAGAAGAAGAGCUUCAACACGCAGCAGCUGGCGGCGUUCAGACUGCUGUACGCCUGGAGAGAUAAGCUGGCACGACAGGAGGACGAGAGCACUGGGUAUAUCUUACCAAACCACAUGAUGAUGAAGAUUGCAGAGGAGCUUCCAAAGGAGCCUCAGGGCAUCAUCGCGUGCUGUAACCCCACUCCACCACUAGUGCGCCAGCAGAUCAAUGAGCUUCAUCAGCUGGUCAAAGAAGCUCGAGAGAUUCCUUUACUCAAGGCAGAGGUACCGAUUAAAAAGAAGAAAUCAACGACCCCUAAAAGAAAGCCACAGUUUAAUUUAUUCGGACCCCAUGACACCUCCCGCUCGUCUGAAAGUGAUUUCCUGGACCUCUCUUCUUUUGAAACCCCAACCAAAGCAGGAGUGUUGUUUUCAGAAGAGGAGAAUGAAAGUGUGGACCGAGAGGAAAAAUCCUUGCAUGGCCUGAUGGCUUCAGCAAAAAUCCGACUGUUUGCCGAUGAGGACGAGGAGGCAGCAGCUCCUGCUCAUCUGACAGUGGCACAGCAGAAAGCACACAGCAUCAUGGACUCGUUUGACAACCCCUUCCGAAUGUAUUUACCAUCAAAGGACAUUCACAUAUCAACGAAUGCCAAAUAUGACCCAUCUUCAAAGAUUUAUGAGAUUCAUAACCGGUGGAAAUUACAGAGUAUUGAGCAGCAGCAGAAGGAGGCUCAGGCCAAGCAGCAAGCUAGAGAACAGGCCAAGAAAGCUCAAGAGGAACGAAAGAAAGUCAAACUGAGCUACCAGGAGUCGCUGAAAAAGGUUCACACUGUCAGGCAGCAAGUAAUGGAAGCAAAGCAGGCUGGACAGAAAAGAGAGAGAGCUGCCAGUGAUGUUGCUGAAGAUAGUCUUAAAGACUCCAAGACUGAAAGUGAGGCAUCAGUGGCUGAUCCGUCCACAAAACCCACGCAGAAAAAAACCAAACAGAAAAUCGUCCAAGAGCCUGAAGUUCCUCAAGACUUCCAGCCUUACGACUACAGCCAGUCGAAUUUCAAAAUGUUCGAUGGUAAAUUGAAAGAGAGUUCACAGUUCGAUCCGAACGGACAAGCACGAGGACCCAAGCAGAAGAAAAAAAAAGGACAGAAGAAAAACACUGGGGGAGGAAGGAGCAUGUCUUACUUACCCGCCAAAUCUGACAGAGGGUUUCGCCACAACUGGCCCAAGAGAUAGGAGUCUUCAACUGAUGAAGUAUUAUCCCCCCCCUUUUGUUUUUCUUUUUAAAAGCGUCCUACAUGUUCUGCAGACUGAAUUUGUCCUGACAGUGCUUGUAUACUUGUGUAAUUUGAUCCUUUCUCCUUCAUUAAAAUGAGAUUUUAAAACAU
Messenger RNA from Rhinichthys klamathensis goyatoka, 2883 nucleotides. It is a transcript of the gene exosc10, whose product is annotated as exosome component 10. Gene Ontology annotation, biological process: nuclear polyadenylation-dependent antisense transcript catabolic process; nuclear polyadenylation-dependent snoRNA catabolic process; histone mRNA catabolic process. The record is from RefSeq and is a predicted model, not a curated record. Gene Ontology annotation, molecular function: nucleic acid binding; 3'-5'-RNA exonuclease activity; nucleotide binding. NCBI's taxonomy places the organism in Eukaryota, Metazoa, Chordata, Actinopteri, Cypriniformes, Leuciscidae. The transcript has 25 exons. The coding region runs from base 38 to 2731 and encodes 897 amino acids. Gene Ontology annotation, cellular component: nucleolus; nuclear exosome (RNase complex).